Arabidopsis lyrata subsp. lyrata is the source of this 1638-nucleotide messenger RNA. RefSeq names its product E3 ubiquitin-protein ligase ATL6. The transcript has a single exon. Lineage: Eukaryota; Viridiplantae; Streptophyta; Magnoliopsida; Brassicales; Brassicaceae. The record is from RefSeq and is a predicted model, not a curated record. The coding region runs from base 222 to 1418 and encodes 398 amino acids.
AUUCAACGUAAAUGACAAAUUGUGAAAAGAAAUUUCCAUAUUUACUGAUUGGAGAAACCUUCCUCUUGCCACGUGGAACUUAAGUCUGACACAAGUGCUGACAUCACUACCCCAUCUCUUCUUCUGAAUCUUCAAAUGUCUUUUUUAGUACGCUAUAAACUCACUUUCUUCUUCUCCAAGAGCCAAAAAAAAAAUUCGGAAACCACCAAAAAAAAAAAAACAUGAGAAGCUCCGAUCAUACGCCGUUUUCCGGCGUUUUGCCGAUUGUUUUCUUACUUAUAUUAUCAUCAGCGGAUCUAGCGGCGAGUCAAUCACAGCCCGGUCCAGCAAAUCAACCGUAUAACUACGGCAGGCUAAGUCCAGCCAUGGCAGUGAUCGUCGUGAUCCUAAUCGCUGCUCUCUUCUUCAUGGGCUUCUUCUCCAUCUACUUCCGUCACUGCUCCGGCGUACCAGACGCCGGCGUUUCUCCAGCUGGUGGAGCUAGAUCCAGAGCAACCGUCAACGCGGCGGCGCGUGGUCUCGACGCUUCAGUUGUCGAGACUUUUCCUACGUUCUUGUACUCUGAUGUGAAAACGCAGAAGCUUGGCAAAGGAGAGCUAGAGUGUGCGAUUUGUUUGAACGAGUUCGAAGACGACGAAACGCUGCGUUUGCUUCCCAAGUGUGAUCACGUGUUUCACCCUCACUGCAUCGAUGCUUGGCUCGAGGCUCACGUGACUUGUCCUGUUUGCAGAGCGAAUCUUGCUGAACAGGUUGCUGAAGGUGAAUCGGUUGAACCGGGAGGAACUGAACCAGAUCUUGAAUUGCAGCAGGUUGUGGUGAAUCCUGAACCUGUGGUUACUGCUCCGGUACCGGAACAAGUGGUGACGAGUGAAGUCGAUUCGAGGAGAUUACCUGGAGUACCGGUUGAUUUAAAACGAGUCAAAUUCUCGAGAUCGCAUACGACGGGACAUUCGGUGGUUCAACCGGGAGAAUGUACCGAGCGGUUUACUCUUCGGUUACCGGAAGAUGUAAGGAAGAGGAUAAUGAGGGAAUGGAAAUUGAACCGGACGAAUAGUCUUCUGGUUCUUCCUAGGGGAGGGAGUUCAAGGAGAGGUAAACCGAUUGACCGGUCAAGGGCUCGGUCUGAUCGAUGGUUGUUUCGUAAAACGCCUUCGUUUCUUUGGAGGAGUCGUGAUGAUGGUUCGAUUAGGUUAGGUGCUACCGGUAGCGUUCGAGCCAACGCUGUACCGAAUUCAACCGGUGGUGAUUCGGUACGUGCAGGAGACCGGUGGGCUUUUCUUAGAAACGCGUCGUUUUUGUGGAGGAACUCUUCGGUACAUGUGCCAAGAGGAGGAGUCAAUAAAGACGGCGAAGGAACUUCGGUUAAAUCGACCGGUGCUAGUGGCUCAACUAGCGGUUCGAUGAGAUUACCGGUUUAGUUGACUUAUCUUUUAGCCGUAUAACUACUCUUUUUUUUUUUCUCACAUAUUUUUCGUUUUUAUGUUUGGGAUUGUCGAUAUACAAGCAAUACAUUUUCCUCAAUUUUUUUCUUUUUAAUUAUUCUUGUAUUGUUUAAAAUUUCUGUAACGUACAUAUAAAGUCAGAUCCGAAAAUGAGAUUUACUUUUGAAAAACAAUGUAUAAAAAAACUUAUAAAAAA